CGUCAUCCAUGGCUUCACCCCAUCCUCCUCACGCGUUCACGAGCACUCCUUAUACCCUGCCGAACGGUUCGACGGUGGUGCCAACUCCGGGGGCGACGCCGCUGCUACCAAACAACGGCAGGAUCAUUCAAAAUGGAGCUGUGAGGAUCCUCUGUAUUGCGGACGUGCGAGGUGAGGACCUACCCCGUUAAGACCUCGUUGCUACGCCUGGUGUUCGCGGGAAUACGGGGAAUAUACAAGUUUGAUGUUUGCCGCUACCUGUCUGCUGUCCUAUCUAACAUGCGUGAAAUGCUGCUGUAGGAAACCUCAAGUCGUUAAACGAACUCGCCAAACAAGCUCGAGCUGACCACAUCAUCCACACUGGUGACUUUGGUUUUUAUGAUGAUAGCUCUCUGGAGAGAAUUGCAGACAAGACCCUUAAACAUGUUGCACAGUACUCUCCUUUGCUCCCAGAACCCAUUAAGCGCAGCGUUGCUCAGGUCCCUCCCCAGCAAUCCAUCAAGCAGCGGUUCAGUCCCGAGCAGCUCCCACUUUCCGAACUCCCCCUCCUCCUUAACAAGCAGAUGACCCUCGACGUGCCAGUUUAUACCGUGUGGGGCGCCUGUGAGGAUGUCCGUGUGCUGGAAAAGUUCCGCUCUGGCGAGUACAAGGUCGACAAGCUACACAUCAUCGAUGAGGCCAAUUCCAGACUACUAGAUAUCGGCGGGGUCAAGCUUCGUCUGCUUGGCCUCGGAGGCGCAAUUGUUAUGCACAAGCUCUUUGACAACGGUGAGGGAAAGACGACCAUUGCCGGUGGCCAGGGUACCAUGUGGACUACGCUGCUGCAGAUGGGAGAACUAGUCGAUACUGCCAACCGUGUCUAUGACCCUGCAGAGACCCGUAUCUUCGUCACCCAUGCAUCCCCUGCCAGAGAGGGCAUGCUGAACCAGCUGUCUGUCACCCUCAAGGCCGAUUUCUCCAUCUCUGCCGGCCUGCACUUCAGAUACGGAAGCUCUUACAACGAAUUCAGCGUGAACCCGACUCUGGACCAUUACCGCGGUAAACUGGCUGCGUCCAAGGCCUCCUUCAACGAUGUCUGGGAUACAGUCCGCGGUGAAGUCGAGUCCGCUAUAAAUGCAAACGAAGCCCAAAAGACUCUGCUGGACAACGCCCUGGACAUAGUCCAGAAGAUGCCUAGCAUUGCUAACGGGGGUAACCCAUUCGGCGGACCAGUAACAGCAAGCAACGCGGGCGGCCAAGUGGAUGAGAGUGCUUUCAAGAACCUGUGGAACUUCAACCUGGCUGAUGCUGCGUUUGGAUACCUGGUCCUCGAUAUCGAGGGCGGCCGAAUCGGUACUGAGAUGCGUGCCCAAGGCUUCAACUUCUCUCACCGUGGCGGCAAGCCUACUACUACCAGUGCUCCCCAGACCGGUGCUGCUCCUCCAGCACUUGCCAAUCCUUCAGGUCCUGCAGGAGGCACAUCCGGAGGGCCAGGAGGACCUCCACAUACCCGAGUAGCGCCACCGCAAUUUGGGCAGAUACCGGCCCAACCAUCACGGAACACCGGCAACCAGUAUCCUCCCCAGGUCUCUUCCACACAAGCCCCCAACCAAGGUAAACAACACCCGCCUCUGCCACCUAAGUCUACCGCCUCUCCUGCCCCUAUCGGCGCCAACAAGGAGAAACCAGCAACCCCCAAGCCAGUAACCCCUCUCGCCGGAACUCCCGCUCCCCAGCAGCAACAGCAGCAACAACAAGCUCCAUCUGCCGAGAACUCUGCAUCCGAAGCCAACGGUUCCGCCCAGCAGCCAGGACAAGCAGACUCAAAAUCGACCACCUCCACGGACAAGAAACUAACCUGCGGCCUUUUCAUCUCUAACGUAGACACUGAGGAGGCUGUUCGACAAUUAUGGCCUGAAGAAGACCGAGCAAAGAUCGUCAAGAUCGAAAAAUGGGGCAAAUUCAACUAUGUAGUCACCUUUGCUACCCCAGAAGACUCCAAGCUUGCCCUCGAGAGACAGCCACUGGAGCACAAGAAACCCAGCCCUGCUGGACCCAACCGAAAGCCCAAUGUCAAGGUCUUCGAAGACCGGGCUUCACACCGUUCCUCCAACCGUGAUGGCCAAGGAAAUGCCGGUACAUGGCAGGCCAGCAGCCGCGGCGGCUCGUCAGCAAACACUCGCAGCGGUUACCAGAGCGGAAGCGCGGCCAGUGAUGGCGAGGGCGGUAGAGGAGGCCGAGGAGGAUUCGGAGGACGUGGAAGAGGCGGACGUGGUGGUGACCGAGGCGGAAGAGGUAGUGGUCGUGGUGGACGAGGCAUGGGAUACAAGGGAGCAGCUGGCGAAUCGAGCUCUCCUGCAUCUACUCCAGCCCCUGCGGGAGACAAGCCCACUCCUUCGGCUACCGAGUCAUGAUUGAUUCGUUCUGAGACAUCGCUUUUUAGAUAUCCGUAUUCCGUGCAUUCUCGGGGGAUGUAUCCUGUCUACUUACUCUUUUACCGUCUCCUAACUAUCGCCUCCAUAUCUGUCCGUCGUACCCUCUAACACCUUGCUCCAUUGCUAUUCGAAAUCCUAUUACCCCUGUUUUUCUAUAUCAAAACUGUUCCAUAAAACGCUCCCUCUUCUGCUUCUCUUUAUUCCCAAUUAUUUAUAUCCCCUUUAAACGUAACAUUGUUCUAUCCAUUCCUCGCACCCCCCUGAACCUGAGAUACCUUAAAUCCUGUACUCAAUAUGUUAACCAGCUUCCUUCUGACCAGGAGGUUCCCUUACUAUUGGCAGCUCGCGUACUUGAUUACUAGUAAAGUGUUCCCGUAUGUAAUGUAGAAUUUCUGAUUAUAGGCAUUCGUAGCUUUUGUCAACAAACAUGGAGUAAAUGUAGAUUAAAUGUAGAUGUCUUUGUAUCGCUUGGACUCUUUAACUAUGAAUGCCUUUUCAUUCACUAUGAUCAAAACCCUAUAUUUACAGAUCC
This is a messenger RNA of Trichophyton rubrum CBS 118892, 2946 nucleotides long. RefSeq lists its product as uncharacterized. Bases 564 to 2393 code for a protein of 609 amino acids. The record is from RefSeq and is a predicted model, not a curated record. The transcript has 3 exons. NCBI's taxonomy places the organism in Eukaryota, Fungi, Ascomycota, Eurotiomycetes, Onygenales, Arthrodermataceae.